Messenger RNA from Brassica napus (rape), 1790 nucleotides. RefSeq lists its product as uncharacterized. Lineage: Eukaryota; Viridiplantae; Streptophyta; Magnoliopsida; Brassicales; Brassicaceae. The record is from RefSeq and is a predicted model, not a curated record. Gene Ontology annotation, biological process: DNA-templated transcription termination. The transcript is spliced from 6 exons. Bases 383 to 1594 code for a protein of 403 amino acids.
ACUACGGUCAAACGAAAGUCAACAAAUCCAACGGCUGAGAUCAAAGCUUAAGUGGUCCCCAAGAGAAUCUAAAACGGCAAAAACGGGGAAACGCUUUUCCCUCCACGCGCCUCCGUUGGUUAGCCAUUUGUAAGUCACCCCGUUCACCGUUUUACUCUCUCUCUCUCUCUCUCUCUCUCUCUCUCUCUCUCUAUAUAGUAGUAGAGUGUGUUCGUCACUUUCACUCUCUCUCUCUCUCUCUUCUCUCACCGACCUUCUCGAGAACCCUAGAGAGAAAAAAAGACACAAACUUUGGAAGAUCCAACGGCGGAAUUUUUCAAGAAUUGACGUCGGGAGUGUUUUCUCCGGAUGAAGUUUGGGGCUUUACGGUUGUAGCUAAAACAUGGAUGAUGAUGAUGUUGAUGAUCUCUGGGGUCCGCCACUUGUGGUGAAAGACGAUGCCUUUCGUAAGCCUCCUCCUCUGCGUGGUUGUGAGUUUUGGUUUGAUUUCAGAACAGAUGUGCUUGAAGAAAGUUUCCAGAUUGAGAGAUAUUGUGAGAUAGUGUGGGCGAUACUGAACGAGAAGAAGCAAGUUGCUGAGCUAGUAGGCUCUUCUGAUUCGGACAAGACCUUAAGUGCUGCUACUCUUCCUGAUGCUGACACAAGCUCUGCUAAAUCUUCUCUAGACGAAGAUGAGAACACAUCUAGUAUCAGCGAUGCUAAGACUAGUGAGACCAAAGAUUCCACUAAUGACACUGAAGAAGCUGACCUGGAAGCAAGGUUAAAGCCUCAGGAGACAGCAGCUAAUGACGCAAUAACAGUUGAGGUUGCAGAAGAUGGAGAUACUCCUCCUUGUAGCCCUGUGUUGGCUUUGGCAAGCACGAUUGAGGAAGCUGAGGAACAUUCUUGUUCUUCCUUUGUUACUCACCAAGCCCUGGAGAACAAAUCUCCAUCUGCUAUAAGCCAAGAGAACAAUGAAAGUUCCACUUUGAAGCCAUUGGUUGAGAGCAGAGAGAAGGCAAAUGCUGAAGAUGGACAUAUACUGAAGGAUCAGCAGCAGAAGCAGAAGCAAAAUGAGAGCUUGCAAGACAUAGAAACUGCUUCUGAACCUUUUACCACAGAGUCUCUCUUAGAAAUGUGUGAAGAACCGGAGAAAAGCAAAAGAUCAAUAAUCCCUGAAGCUGUGAUGAAGACCGUUGUUGUUAAGGAAGAGCCGAUCAUAAACAUGCUUACUGAGGCAAGGAUCAAGAAGGCAGAGGAGAGCUUGAAUCCUCCUCCUGGGUCAGUAGUCCUAAUCAAGAAGAGGAAGAGACAUUCUAACACAAGCUUGAUCAGAUACACUAAGCAGAAAGGUCCAAGUGUUCCUCUACCGCUUUCAGCUUCAACGCUUGAUUUGAUAGACAGAAUCAGACAAAGAGGAGGUGGGAAGAAAACCAUCAUGGGUGGAGAAGAAGAACCAGUGAUCUUAAUAAGCGAGUUGCACGACAAGACAGGGAAGGAGCUAAGAAGCAUAGCGAAGGAGCUGAAAGUAACACGUUACUAUAAGAUGAAUAAAGAAGAUCUGCUUCAACACUGUAUCAUGCAGCUAAAACUGAAGCCUAACCGAUUGCAAUGAGCAGAGAGUAGAGCCAUAACCAUCUCUCAAGUAUAGUUAACAUUAGAGCUUACAGAAGAAUCCUUCUCUUUGUGUUUCUUGGAUUCAAUGGUAUAACCAUCAGCUUGUAUAAAUCACAUGGAGCUUGCUUAGUCUAAAGUAGAAAUGCUUAUUGAGAUAUAUAUAUAUAUAUGAAGUUUAUAUUUUCUUAGUAUAA